UUAUUUUUUUACAAUAUCUACAAUAAAGUUGUAGUAGGUAAUGUAAGUAUUUAUCAUAAUGUAAAGGACUAUUUCAGAAAUGUCUAAUCUGUUUGUAUUUUUGGGCAUUGUGCUCUUAGCACAUACUCAUGCUGACCAUCCGUUACCGUACGAAAGAGAUUUUCCAGAAGUUAACUUUGAUUUUAGUGUAGCUUCUAGAAAUGCAGCACUAUACCGACUUCCUCAAAAUGUGAUUCCAGUAGAAUAUGAUGUGUAUCUUGACUUGUAUUUCGACGAAAGAACAGAUAGGCCUUAUAGUUACGAUGGAAAAGUUGAUAUUGUGAUACAGGCAGUGGAAGAAAAUGUACAGCAAAUAGUUUUACAUGCUAAUGUUGAUACCAUACAUUCAGUCAGUUUGAUGAGAAAUAAUAUUCCUCAUCCUUUAAACGUAGCUAAUCCGGUACAAAUUAGACCAGAGUACCAUUUCAUCAUAAUAAACUUGGACGAAGACUUAGAAGUUGCUGUGAAUUAUACUCUUACGAUCGAAUAUGAAAAUGAAAUGAAUGAAGGUCCAAUGAAGAGAGGUAUUUGGAGAGGAUGGUACAUAGAUGACAAUGGUGUCGAAAGGGUGUACGCGACCACACAUUUUCAACCAUAUAAUGCGAGACAAGCUUUCCCCUGUUGGGAUGAACCAUUAUUCAAGGCAGUCUUCAGACUUCACAUAUCAAGACCUAUAAACUACAGUGGCGUAUUUUCAAAUACUGGCAUUGAAUAUAUUCGAUUGUUUGAGAACACUCGAGUUCAAGACAAUUUCUUUGCUACGCCAAGAAUGUCAUCCUACCUUGUAACGUUUUUAGUCAGUGAGACAUUCCAAGUGAUAGCUCAAGACACAACCCAUAAUCCACCAAUCAGGAUUAUUGGUAGAUCCAACACAGUUGGUAUGGCAAACCGUACUUUAGAAUUGACAGUAAAGAUGACAGAAUUCUUUGAUGAAUAUUUUGAAAUCCCCUACUCCACUCUUCAUCCGCAUCUAUUUAAUGACCACGUGUCAUCCCCUGACUGGGCUUCUGCUGGUACUGAAAAUUGGGGAAUGGUCAGUUACAGAGAACUGUACAUGAUCACCAGUCCUCGUGAAACGCUCAUGUCAGUCGAACAUUACUCAGCCACCCUUAUCUCACACGAGCUCGCGCACAAAUGGUUUGGUAACCUUAUCACAUGUUAUUGGUGGAGUAACACUUGGAUCAACGAAGGUUUUGCCAGCUAUUUUGGCUAUAUUGCCACAAAUGAGGUAUUCGGUACAUACGAACUAGACGAGCAUUUCAACAACCGCUACCUUCAAACUUCUUUGUCUUUCGACUCCAGUGUUUCUACUGUACCUAUGAACCAUGAAGUGAAUACUCCAGCAGAAGUUACUGGCCAUUUUGGUACUAUCAGUUAUUCUAAAGCUGCAGCGUUCUUAAGAAUGACCGUUUCUAUGAUUACAAAGGAAACGUUCAGAAAAACAUGCCAGUACUUUUUGACUGAUAACGCAUACGAAGCUACGAAUCAAACGCAUCUCUUGAAUGCAUUUUUAAAGGCUAUUAGUGAAGACAAUACUCUAUCUGCGUACCAACAUUUCAAUUUUACUAACUAUUACAAUAUCUGGGUAAAUCAACCUGGGUAUCCCAUACUGAAUGUUGACAUAGACCAUACUACCGGCGACAUGUCACUUAGUCAAGAACGUUUCUUCAUUAGUUCUUCGGCUACACCAACGGAACAAGUAACAUAUCCUAUACCAAUAACAUACUCAACAGAAAGCUCUCCUACAUUUGGUAACCUGACUCCUGUGUAUAUAAUGGAUGUACCGAAUAUUGUACUUACGAAAAAUCCGGGAGAGGAAUGGGUUAUAUUCAAUAAUUUACAGCAUGGACACUACCGAGUUAACUAUGACGAAAGAACAUGGAAUCUUAUCGCCGACGCUUUAUAUAAUAAUCCUAAUUCUACACAUUAUUUGAAUCGUGCGCAGAUCGUGGAUGACGUGUUUGCUUUAAUGAGGUCCGGAAGGAUGAGUUACAAUUUCGGUUUCCAAAUAUUGAAGUUCCUCCGCACGGAAGUCAACUACCACGUCUGGGAUCCCGCUAUUUCUGGCUACACUUGGCUAAGGAACCGUUUGAGACACCUACCGGAGAAACAAGCUGAAUUUGACGCAUUCAUUUUGAGCUACUUGGAACAUGCGAUCGAGUACUACGGCUAUGAAACUUCGUCGUCUGAAUCUCCGACUCACACCAUGACUCGGCAAAUCAUUCUUCAUUUUGCCUGCCAAAUUGGACACGAAGGUUGUGUUCGCGAGUCACGGCAUAGAUUUGUUGCAUACAGGAACAAUCAAUUUGUUUGUGCUGAAACUGAUGGGUCAUCAUCAGAGUGCGUCAAUGAUAGUACGGAGAUUUAUUCUUGGGUCAACAUUGGUGUCCGGCGUAAUGUCUAUGUGAUUGGUGUGAAAGAAGGUACAGACGUAGACUUUGAGUUUAUGGUGAACCUCGCCAACACAACAAACUAUGCUAAUGACCAACUAGAAAUGCUAAGAGCACUUGGUGCCGCCAAAGACCCGUUACUGCUAACAAGAUAUUUAGAGCUGACUUUGACAAAAUUCGUAAGGUCCCAUGACAAAGCCAACUCUUUCACCUACGCUUUGCUUGGGAAUCAAGAAAACGCAAACACCGUCUUGCAGUUUGUUAAGAAUCAUAUUGAUGAAAUGAGAAUUGCGUACGUUGAAGAUUCUCCCGCUCGACCAGUGCACACAUGCCUUAGUAAUCUGGCUGCUUAUCUUGAUGGAGCUGGAUUGCAAGAGUAUGAAGCAUGGCUUCAUUCAACCCAGUCCGAUUCAGCUCAAUACGCUACUGCAAUCUCAGCAAUCAGUUCGGCGCGCGCUAACAUGCAGUGGGGUACAACAAAUGCUGACACCGUAUUAGCAGCAGCCAGAGGCGGUUCUACAAAGGUUGUGAUGUCACUCGCCAUGCUACUUAUCAUGGCUACUUUAGCCUUAGUAGCAUGAGAUGAUGCAGCAUUAACUGUAGUAAUUUUGGGAAUAUGAAAUGAGAGCUGUAUGACCCAAAUUUAACUUAUCGACGACUAGUUGACGUAAUAGUUUACAUUUGUAGUUAAAACAAUGCGAAAUAAACUUGAUAUUUAA
Pectinophora gossypiella (pink bollworm) is the source of this 3148-nucleotide messenger RNA. RefSeq names its product membrane alanyl aminopeptidase-like. The transcript has 17 exons. The coding region runs from base 80 to 3010 and encodes 976 amino acids. Gene Ontology annotation, molecular function: metalloaminopeptidase activity; zinc ion binding; peptide binding. Gene Ontology annotation, cellular component: cytoplasm. Gene Ontology annotation, biological process: peptide catabolic process; proteolysis. NCBI's taxonomy places the organism in Eukaryota, Metazoa, Arthropoda, Insecta, Lepidoptera, Gelechiidae. The record is from RefSeq and is a predicted model, not a curated record.